Bombus impatiens (common eastern bumble bee) is the source of this 453-nucleotide messenger RNA. RefSeq names its product unconventional myosin-XVIIIa. The record is from RefSeq and is a predicted model, not a curated record. Bases 1 to 453 code for a protein of 150 amino acids. Lineage: Eukaryota; Metazoa; Arthropoda; Insecta; Hymenoptera; Apidae. The transcript is spliced from 2 exons.
AUGGAUGCCCGUACCUAUGUGGAAGGCCUAAAAAAGGCGCUGAAGAAUGAAUUUGGGAAUAUAGUAAGUGCCCAGCAACAUGAGGAUGAUCUUGAGCAACUGGUUGGACUUAAGAAGCAAUUGGAGAAGAAGUUAGCUGAUGCUUACGAAGAGGUCGAGGAACAACGUCAGAAAGCGCAACGUAAAAGAUUAGCUAGAGAAAAAGAAAUCGCGAUCGCGAUCGCGGAGAAGUUUACCAUAGAACAGAACCUUAGUAACGCAAGAUUGGAAAUCGAAUUGAAGGAAGAAAGAUUGCGGACAUUGGACCAAGAGCUUGAGGAAUUAACAUUUGGUGGCAAAACGGAGGAGGACGCAGCACAACUGAAGAAAGCGAAGCAUGAGCUGGAGAAAAGAGUAAAGGAUCAGGAAGAAGAGUUGGACGACUUAGUUGGCCAGGUGCAGUUGCUCGAAUAA